Molecule: messenger RNA, 1659 nt
Organism: Brachypodium distachyon (stiff brome)
Lineage: Eukaryota; Viridiplantae; Streptophyta; Magnoliopsida; Poales; Poaceae
Product: putative F-box protein At1g32420
Exons: 1
Coding region: 1-993 (330 amino acids)
Molecular function (GO): protein binding
Source: RefSeq, a predicted model, not a curated record
AUGCCGGCUCCUCAUGUUUCUAAGAAGCAAAAAACGGCAGGCGAUGCCGCCACCGCCGUCGCCGCGCACUUCCCGCGGGACGUCCUCGCCUGCGUCCUUCAACGCCUCCCGGCUAGCGACCUCCGCCGCUUCCGUCGCGUCUCCAAGGAAUGGCGCGAGAUCAUCUCCGACCACGCCUUCAUCGCCGCGUACAUGGGGGCCCACGGGCCUCGGCGGGCCUCGACCCACACCGUCGUCUUCUUUCAGGGCCCUGGAGCCCAAGAGCUGUCCAACGGCGUCGGCUUCCUCUUCGACGAGCAGUGGAGACUCGCGGCCAGGUUCACGGCCGGCGAGACGGACGCCAUGAUCGGCACGUGCAACGGCCUGCUCUGCUUCCUCGAUUUCCCCAAGGGCGUCAUCAGGGUCGUCGAGCCCUUCACCGGCGACUCGAUCGCCGUGCCGCUGCCGUCCGCCGGCGCGUCCAGGACCCGCGCGUACUGCUUCGGCUUCGACGCCACGGCGAGGCGAUUCAAGAUCGUCCACGGCUGUUUCGAAGCGAAGGUCGUUUACGACGGCUACUUCUUUCUCCCGAGCAUUGGCAGCCCGGCGGAGCAAGAGCUGCGCGUGUUCACGGUCGGAGAAGACAAAGGCUGGAGGACAGUGCGCAUACGCAGUGCCGCGCACGGCGUGUUCUACGGGGACCCGGCGUGCGACGGCGGGGCCGCGUACUGGUACAGCCAAGGGAUGAACGGGAUCUUCCGGUGCGCGCGGUUCGAUCUGGGGACGGAGAAGAUCAGGUCGGUCCGUGGCCGGCUGGUCGACGGCCAUGGCCACAUAUCCUGCCGGCAUGCGCGGUGGUUGCCGCCGUCGUUAGAGAUGUGCGUCAUCGGAGUCAGGUGGUUCGGCGAGUGGGAGCACGGCUGCUGGGCGGACAGCAUCGACGCUGUGGCGCACGAGACCUACGCCGUGGCGAUGCCCAAGGGGCGGCGCCUCCCGGGGCCGCACGCGCUGUAACGGGGGCACCUGCUGCUGCAGGAGGAGGAUGGGACUCUGAACAGUGAUGAUUGAGAUAGAUACCAUGGAGGUGGAGGAGGAGCCCACCGUGAUGUACCGGUUCGGUCCGGUUAGCCGGCGGGGAAAGGUCCCGGUGGUGGUAGGACGUUUUCCACACAAAGAGCAUGAUGUAAGCACAUUUGCCUACGUUCCGACGGUGUCUCCGGCUCCCUUCGCGCUUUACUUGGGCACGCCUCUUGUGGAUCUGCAAACCAACGGUUGAUUUGUAUCCCUUGUUUCCAAUCAAUUCCAUUUCUCUAUCAUUGAUUCGUUAUGAGCUUUUAAUACAUCUAGUUCAUGAUCAGAUGUCCCCUUCUACAAUCUCCAACAAUUACGAAAUAAUUUGAGAGUCCAAAAAUGAAAAGCUGAAAUCAGCGGUUCAUUGUAUCUCUAUUCAGUUUAUCAUUUCCACCUUCAUCUGAUGCACUGAUAGAUUUAAUGCUUACAAUAACAAUUACUAUUUGAAAUACUGCUACUGCUAAGUAAGACGGCAGCACCAACUCUGAGCAUAUGCUUAACAGUUUGUCAUGACAAUUUUGUUGGGGAAAUAGAACUGCACACUGGUUGAACAACGAACUCUUAAGACUAUAAUACAUCUUUCAUGAAAGCAUCCAUCGGCGUAUUCAA